AUGUUAGUCUAUUCCUGUCUGCUCCUCAGCCUUGCUGCUGUAAUCGCUGCUGAGGAAAAUGCCACAAUAUUUUUGGAGAAUUUUAACAAAGAAGCCGAAAAUCUGUCUUAUGAAAGUUCACUUGCUUCCUGGGAUUAUAACACCAAUAUUACAGAUGAGAAUGUCCAAAAGAUGAAUGAAGCUGCGAGCAAAUGGUCAGCCUUUUAUGAAGAACAAUCCAAGAUUGCCCAAAAUUUUCAACUACAAAAUAUUCAGGAUCCCAAAAUCAAACUUCAGUUGCAAGCCCUUCAACAGAGAGGGUCAUCAGCACUCACAGAAGACAAAAUCAACAGACUGAACACAAUUCUAAGCAACAUGAGCAACAUCUACAGCACUGGAGUAGUUUGCAGGUCAAAUAAUACUGAAGAAUGUUUAUUACUUGAACCAGGAUUGGAUAACAUAAUGGCAACUAGCAAUGACUAUGAUGAAAGGCUCUGGGCCUGGGAAGGCUGGAGGUCUGAGGUCGGCAAGAAGCUGAGGCCAUUAUAUGAAGAGUAUGUGGACUUGAAAAAUGAGAUGGCAAGAGCCAACAAUUACACAGACUAUGGGGAUUAUUGGAGAGGAGAUUAUGAAACAGAGGGAACAUCUGGCUUGGAGUACAGUCGUGACCAGUUGGUUAAGGAUGUGGAACGUACCUUUGCAGAGAUUAAACCAUUAUAUGAACAUCUUCAUGCCUAUGUGAGGACAAAACUAAUAAAGCUCUAUCCUUCUCAUAUCAGUCCGACUGGAUGCCUGCCUGCCCAUAUGCUUGGUGAUAUGUGGGGUAGAUUUUGGACCAAUAUGUACCGCUGGACAGUUCCCUUUGGACAGAAACCAAACAUUGAUGUUACAGAGGAGAUGGUGAAACAGAACUGGAGUGCAGAUAGGCUAUUCAAAGAGGCUGAGAAAUUCUUUGUAUCUGUUGGUCUUCCCAAGAUGACUGAAGGAUUCUGGAAUAACUCGAUGCUAACUGAGCCCGAAGAUGGCCGGAAAGUGGUGUGCCACCCCACAGCUUGGGAUCUGGGAAAGGGUGACUUCAGGAUCAAGAUGUGCACAAAGGUGACAAUGGAUGACUUCCUGACAGCCCAUCAUGAGAUGGGACACAUUCAGUAUGACAUGGCAUAUGCCAUACAACCCUACCUGCUAAGAAAUGGAGCUAAUGAAGGAUUCCAUGAGGCUGUGGGGGAAAUCAUGUCACUUUCAGCAGCAACACCUAAGCACUUGAAAUCUCUUGGUCUUCUGCCACCGGACUUUGUUGAAGAUAAUGAAACGGAAAUAAACUUCCUACUCAAACAAGCACUUACAAUCGUUGGAACUCUACCAUUUACUUACAUGCUAGAAAAGUGGAGGUGGAUGGUCUUUGCAGGUGAAAUUCCCAAGGAUCAGUGGAUUAAAAAGUGGUGGGAGAUGAAGCGGGAGAUAGUUGGGGUGAUGGAACCUCUUCCCCAUGAUGAAACAUACUGUGAUCCUGCAUCUCUGUUUCAUGUUGCUAAUGAUUAUUCAUUCAUCCGAUAUUACACAAGGACCAUUUAUCAAUUCCAGUUUCAAGAAGCCCUUUGUAAUAUAGCUAAUCAUACAGGUCCACUGCACAGAUGCGAUAUCUCAAAUUCUUCUGAAGCUGGCUCAAAGCUGCUUAAAAUGCUGCAGCUGGGAAAAUCAGAGCCCUGGACUUUAGCACUGAAAAAUGUGGUAGGGACCACGACAAUGGAUGUAAAACCAUUGCUCAAAUACUUUGAACCUUUAUUCAAUUGGCUCAAAGAAGAAAACAAGAAUUCUUUUGUGGGCUGGACUCCAGAUAGCUUUCAUUCACCCUGGAGUGAUGAUGGCCAGAGUAUCAAAGUGAGGAUAAGCCUAAAAUCAGCUCAGACUCAAUAUGAGUGGAAUGUCAAUGAAAUGUAUUUGUUCAAGUCAUCUAUUGCAUAUGCCAUGAGAGAAUAUUUUUUAAAAGAGAAAAAUAAGACCCUCCUUUUUGGGGACAGCAACAUUAUGGAAAGUAAUUUAACUCCAAGAGUCUCUUUCACUUUCUUUGUCACAUCGCCUGAAAAUGUAUCAGAAAUCAUUCCGAAAUUUGAAGUUGAAGAGGCCAUCAGGAUGUCCCGGGGACGUAUCAAUCGUGCUUUCGGCCUGGAUGACAGCACCCUGGAUUUUGUGGGUAUUGAGCCCACACUGGCACCCCCUUACGAGCCACCUGUCCUCAUCUGGCUAAUUAUGUUUGGGGUUGUGAUGGCAGUGGUAGUAGUUGGGAUUCUCGUGCUCAUCAUCACCGGAAUCAAAGAACGAAGAAAGAAAAGUCGAGCAGAAUUGGAAGAAAAUCCUUAUUGCAACAUGGACUGUAGUAGAGGAGACACUAACUCAGAUAUUCAAAGCAGUGAAACGCCUCAGACUUCAUUUUAG
Suncus etruscus (white-toothed pygmy shrew) is the source of this 2412-nucleotide messenger RNA. RefSeq names its product angiotensin converting enzyme 2 (gene ACE2). Bases 1 to 2412 code for a protein of 803 amino acids. Gene Ontology annotation, molecular function: peptidyl-dipeptidase activity; metallopeptidase activity. Gene Ontology annotation, cellular component: plasma membrane. The transcript has 19 exons. Gene Ontology annotation, biological process: proteolysis. Lineage: Eukaryota; Metazoa; Chordata; Mammalia; Eulipotyphla; Soricidae. The record is from RefSeq and is a predicted model, not a curated record.